AUGAGCGACUGGCAGCUUCUGCCGGUUGGCGUUCGUAAGCUUGUCGACCACUUUGGCGAUGCUAGGCCUAACAGUUGCUCUCUUUCGCCGUCCGGCGUAGAGUUCAAUGCGGAUGAGCUGUUGAGCGAACUAAGUUUGAACGCCGCAGCGUCUUCGCCUACUUCAUCAUGGAACAGGACGAAAAGCAACGCUUCUACUAGUCCAUCGUUGUACAGUCCUCAUAGCGUUUCUGCUGCUGCGAAGAGCGAACGUGAAGCUGAACUAAAUUCCCUCACUAUCAGCAUGAUAAAGAAUAUGGAGGCCGGUGUUUCACCGCUACACGGUACGUUAUGAAU
This is a messenger RNA of Soboliphyme baturini, 335 nucleotides long. NCBI's taxonomy places the organism in Eukaryota, Metazoa, Nematoda, Enoplea, Dioctophymatida, Soboliphymatidae. The record is from the annotation of a GenBank genome assembly.